Hippocampus zosterae (dwarf seahorse) is the source of this 778-nucleotide messenger RNA. It is a transcript of the gene fbxo2, whose product is annotated as F-box protein 2. The record is from RefSeq and is a predicted model, not a curated record. Gene Ontology annotation, cellular component: cytoplasm; SCF ubiquitin ligase complex. The transcript has 6 exons. Gene Ontology annotation, biological process: glycoprotein catabolic process; SCF-dependent proteasomal ubiquitin-dependent protein catabolic process. Lineage: Eukaryota; Metazoa; Chordata; Actinopteri; Syngnathiformes; Syngnathidae. Bases 145 to 675 code for a protein of 176 amino acids. Gene Ontology annotation, molecular function: ubiquitin protein ligase activity.
CUGCACGCCCCCCCCCCCCCCCACCCCAAAGCAAAAAGUCCAGCUGGCACAAGAACGCUUCACUGCAGAGGAGCUCCGGUGUCCUGACGGAACGCCAGACUCGUCCCUUUUGGAGCCACGCUGCCUGGUUAGUCCGCCGUGAUCAUGGCCAAGAAUCUGAUAAAGAAUCCCAACGGUGAAGAGGAACUGGAAUUCUGGGAGCUGACAGAGAACGGCGGGAGCGAGUGGGUUGUGGAGGACAUGCCGGGAGACUGCGGCCAUGACUUCAGUGAUACGGCAGUGAUGAAAUACUUUGCAACCUCCUUCGAGCUUUGCCUGAAGAGACAAGUGAUUGACUUGCUUGAAGAAGGUUUCACUUGUGAACAGCUGGACGCCCAACCCGUCGUAUCGGUGAAAGACUGGUACUGUGGAAGGCAGGACUGUGGCUGCACCUACCAAAUAACGGCGUGUCUGCUGGAUGAGAAUCACGUGGUCCUGCAGGAGUUCAGCCCCGAACCCGUGACACUCGACCCCGAGUGUGACGACUGUUCAUGGAAAGAGGUCAGCCACACCUUUUCGGAAUAUGGUGCCGGGCUCCGUUUCAUCUCCUUUGAACACGGAGGGCAAGAUACAAAGUACUGGGAGGGCUGGUUUGGAGUCAGGGUUACUGGGAGCUCUGUUACUGUUCAGGUGUAGACAACAGGCAGGCUAGGCGGGGAAAGUUUACUGCCGUUUUUGAAGGGUUAGAGUGCCGGUGCAGGCUUCUAAGUAGUCAUAAAAUCCACAAACGGACUAUAUU